Messenger RNA from Phlebotomus papatasi, 4297 nucleotides. RefSeq lists its product as uncharacterized. The transcript has 9 exons. Bases 1160 to 2026 code for a protein of 288 amino acids. The record is from RefSeq and is a predicted model, not a curated record. Lineage: Eukaryota; Metazoa; Arthropoda; Insecta; Diptera; Psychodidae.
AGUUGAUCUUUGGGUCACGGUGAAGGUGGAAUCAUUGGCAAAUACUCGCGCGCGAGUGCAUUCAAAAAGUUCGCGUGUUAUCAGAACAAAAAAAAAAAGAUCCGGUGAAUUGAUGAACUUUCCGUGCUCCUGACUUUUUUAUCAGCAUGGUACAUGAGAGUUAAAUAAAUAUUCGAGUAGUGGAGAGUGAUUGACACACUCAAUUAAUGUAAUUGAUAUAUUCGUUGUGUUUUUUUUGGUUCCAAUUGUUCAUGGUGGAAGGGGUUAAAGGAAUCUGAUGGAAACAUACAAAUUCUACAAUUAAACAUAUUUAAUUGAGAAUUUUGAUGGAUAGGCCCUGUGUCAUGUAUUAAACAGGAGCAAUCGUGGUAAUAUUUGGAUGGUGAGGAACUGUUUGGCUCCCAAGAGAAAGCUCACGCACAGAAAAUUCACUCAGCAAAUGCGCGCGAAAUUUUGGAGUAAAGUUGCUUUGAGUGCCGUGAGAGCUUUUCCAUCCAGUUGAUCUUCGGAUUGAAUGAGGAGCGGGCUGUUGCGAGUAGAUGACGGAGUAACUUUUGGGUGCUGUUUCGAAGUGUAGAAGAAGUUCUUGAAAGCCUGUCUUUGUGCUGACACAGUCUAUGAAUAAGGAUUCAUGGGAUUUUAGUGCAGUGGAACGAUGAUUCAAAUAAGUGGAUAUGAAUUUUAAAAAAGGAAAUGUAUUCAGUGUCAUCUGUUGAAACUCCAGUGUUAAAUUGCUUGUGUGCUUGUCAUUCAUAAUUCAGCGUGUAUGUUCUUAAUGUGUCCUCGUAGGUUCUGCAGUUGAUUGAGGGUGUUGGAAUGAGUGAGUGAUUAAAGUCAAAAACAUUAAGUGGGAUUGCACCUAGGGGUGCUUUAUGUCGUGCAAAAGUGUGCCAAAUUGAUUGAUUAUUGUGGAUAUACCUGUUCAUGGAUGUACUUAAUAUUGUGCUCAUAAUUAAUGCAAAAGUAUCAACGGAUUAAGUGUUCUUGUGGAUUUGUGUAUUGAGAUUUCCGUUACAUAUUUUUCCUGUAAAAACAUUGAGGAUAAACUGAAAAAAUACAAGAAUAUAGAGACAAUUUUCGGUGAGGCCGGCAGAACUUGAGAACGCUUAAAUACAAGAUGAAUGAAUUUGCGUGAUAAACGAAAGCCGGGUGUAACAAGAUGUCCAAUAGUCAUUCGGGGACGAUUGGUCGGAACCGUGGACUCGCAUUUGGCAGUAGCCAAAUGAGACGUCAACGGUCAGUGGAGUGGUCUCAUGAACGAAGUGGUGGCUACAGUAGCAGCGAUGAGGAUGAUCGGAUUGCAAGAAACUCCAUUGGUCCUACAGUUGACAGCAACUUUCUAGCCACACUCAUAGCACAAACUCAGCAAUUGCGAAAACUUUUGCCUGAAUCAGGACGACCUUAUGACUGUGAUACAGACGAUGUAAUUAAUUCUCCCAACACUGCCAAUCGUCAAUCUCCCUUGCAACUGCGCCAGGCGUCACCCUUUCCCCAUGAGGCGACAAAUUCGCGCCGAAAACACUAUGCCACCCCCCAUGAACGCCUCCGAAGCAAUGGGGAUCUCAUGUUCUCCACGAGUUCCGCUAAGGCGGUCCUCUUGCCAAGUAACGUCAUCAGGAGCAACCGAGGUAUGACGUCGUCCAGCAGUGCAACAUCUUCGGUUAGCAACCACAAUGAUCGAUCAUCGCAACAGGAGAGAGAUAUUCCGGAAAGUGUUGUAAUGAAAUCGACCACUUCCAAGCAGCACAUUCCCGAAGAUUUUGACGUCCGCAAUGACGAGCCCCCACCUGAACCGGCGCCCCCAGAAGUACCCCCUAGAGGCCAUUCACUCCUCCAAUCGAUGUCUUCGAUGCGUAAACGUUCCGAUUACCAAAUACAUAUACAGGAAAAUAAUUGCGACCAGAAACAUGAAGAAUUUAUACCACAAGAGAAGCAGCAAGAGUACUUAAUGACCGGAAGUCCUCGCGCCACAGGAUAUCCGGCCCGAUCGCCCAUGUCCAAUGGUCCUCAAAAUCAAGCCAGGUAAGCCCAAUGCUAUUUGACAAACCCCAAACCACAGUCUUUAAGAGGUAAGGUUACAUGCAAUGUUUUAAGAAUUGCCCAAGAAAAACUGACUGCCUUUUAUCAGCCGAAUUGUAAUAUUUUAUCACACUUCCAAGAUUAAAUAAUUAUGUCGUUAUUCGUACAUUAUUGUAAUUACCUGAGGUAAACCGAUGAUCUAGUCAGAAAAAGCACUUUCAAGUUGAAAAAUUACAAUACUUGUUUAAAGGAUUUAUUUCAAUUAAAUGAGUAAAAUGUCAUUAUUUUAUGAAUUACCAAUGUUUUAUGACUUGUCUUUAUGACGGAGCCAAAAACAUCAUUUAUUGCUACUUGGGAUAUAUCUUGAUAGUUCAACACCAUCAAAUGAAUGCUUUUCCCAGUUAUGUAAGCAAUUUUAUAAAUAUCUUUAUAAAACAAGAUUAAUUGCACGUACCCCAUAAUACGAUUUAAGAAAAAAAUCAAGUAGUGUGGAGUAACCACUUAUCGCCACUUUUAGGAAAAGUGAAAUUAACCCUAUAAUAACUUUUGACCCCUUACAAUCAGAUAACUCAAAUUUGACACAAAGUUAUUUGGAUAUAUUGGCUCUAGAUUCGUCAAAACAAAAAUCCUACAAUUUAACGCGGGAGUACAUAAAAAGCUGAUUUUUAUUAACAAUGCAAAAAUAACCACUUCGUCGCCACUUUUUACCCCUUUUCGCCAGUUCUGUAGCCACUUCUCGACACCCACUUAGAAAGGUUCAAAUUCAAUUAUUUUUGGCAUUAUUAUGCAAAGAAUACAUUUAGCAUUUCUUUUUCCUCAUGAUCACCUUAUUAAUACUCACAAAUUAAAUGAUUUUUAUUCACUUUUAUUUGAGAAAUCAAAUUAUUAGACUAUUGCAGAGAGUAAGCAAAGCAGAACUUACAACUGAGAAUCUAUAAAGUGAAGUUGGUUUCGCCUAUUGAAAAGCAAUGGCGACAGGUGGUGAAUCAAUUUUAGAAUAUUACCACUUUCCGCCAUGGCCCAUUUUUACAUAAAAAUAAUAUAAAAUGAGACAUUAACUAACUAAAUACAAAUUUUAUGUAUUCGCCGAAUGCAAUUAAUUGUUCAAUAGACAAAUUAUUUAUUCAAAAUCGUAAAUUUUGUUCGAUAAAAGUUUCAUGGCACUUACUAUAUUUGGUAAGAAAUAUUGGAUGUGAUGCACUUGCUUAAAAUAUUCCCCUAAAAAAUGCUAAAACAUUUUAAUUCAAAACAAAAUUAGUGUUUUUCGACUCUAUAAGUAACAGCAGUAGAGAUACAAAUAAUUUUACGCCUAAUUUAUUUGACAAAUAAUGGAAAAAUUGCAAUUUCAAUUUAAGUGGCUAGAAGUGGUGAUUCCACUCUAUUUAGAGAUCAUACUGAAAAGGGAUAAUUUCAUAAUUGCCAAAGAAUCAAUAUAGCACAGAAUCCUGAAGCAAAAUAGCACCACUUAAAUUUUUCCAGUUAGUCAACCUCAAGAAAGUCCUCAAGAAUAAAUCGCAAUAUGAGGGAUUUAGGUUAAAUCAACAGUUUAGUCAUUGUUUGAAUGCCAAUUUCAUUAAAUUCAACCCUAUUCAAAUUCAACCCAAUAAAAUUCUGAGUUCUCUAGUGUUUCACUUGAGGAGCUAUCAACAGUCAAGUCUUUCUUCUGGGGGCAACAUUACAUAUUUCUGUGAUGGUGUAGGACUUUUCAUGUGCAAUGGGGAACAUAAUAUGCAAAAAUUGACUCAAUUGUGUAAUUCUCCGUCAUCUGGUGGAAAACACUGUGCUCAACACGGUAUUCCUCCCUGGGCUCCCUUUGUCCUCCCCAACAGCCUGAGUGUAACUUGCAAUAAUUCCCAAUUUUAUUGCGUAUCUCUUCCGCCUCUCAACGAUGGAGAUUCUUUCUUAUUGGAUUUUUCAAUGUGAAGUAUAUUGAAUUUAAUGAUGCACAUAUUCUAAAGAGCUAUUCAAGAUAUGACAAUGUAUAUUGUACAAUAAUCCAGGGUGAAGAAUAAAAAAUUUCCACAUCCCCUUUCCAGCAUUACAAUUUUUUUCUCUCUUCAAUACGCUGAAGGACAAUUGUAUGGUAUUUAAUUUUAGCUAUGGCAUACCUUUCAAUCUCACCGUGAUUGUACAUGUAUCCUUGCCAGGGAAGGGUCGUCAUAGUGAUGGAAGGCGAAAUAUGUUUCUCUCUAAACUUGAGACGUCUCCAUUGAAUUGUACGAAAGAUGAUAUAAUGCACACGACAUAAUCUCUGUUUCGGCAGCACCAAAAAAAAAAA